UUGGCCCGGGGCCGGUUUCAACAGUGCGGAAAACUCGCUUCCCAUUCCGACGUCGCUCUCCGCCGCUCACACUCUGUCGGCCGCCUCGCGGGGAUGCUGCACGAGCGGCCGCACGCGGAGGAGCCCGGUCGCUUUCUGGUGCUCAUCAAGAAAUCAGCGGCGAGGUUGCUUCUGCGAAGGAAAUACGCCUUCCGAGGAGGAGAGGAGCCAAUCAGCCGUGGCGAACCAAAGAUAAACAAGCCUUAUGAUUCUAAACUCUCAGGAAUACCCAGGCUGCGUGCAGCCCCACUGAACUAUCAUGCUCGCCUCCUUGAUGUCCCACCUCCACCCCUACUGCUGCCGGCACCCCCGCUGCAGCCAUGUGCCCACAAAGGAGAGCUGGCCUCCGUGAUUUCUCGGUAUCCGUCUCCCGCGGAGUUGGACGCUUUUGCACAGAAAACCGCCAGCAGCCCCCUGUCCAUCAAAAUCUUCCCCUCCGACGUGCGCGUGCCACAGCACAAGCAGCUGAGCAAGACCGUCAACGGCCUGGACACCACGGGCCAGCGCUACAGCCCCUACUCGCACCCGCACUCCGGAGGCUACCGGGGCCUACUGGCCAUCGGGAAAGCCUCCGCGGUGGUCAAAGGCGUGGUGAAAACGUCCGAGGGCAGGAGGACUAAACAGGCAAACUCCCAGGCCUCCGUGGCGCCGUACAAUAAUCCGGCGAACGCCGGCUACAGCGUCAGACACGGGCACAAGGCCUAUCCCAUAAGCUCCUGUAAACCCCCGGAGGUGCCCGUGGAAACUCUUUGUUCUACUGCAGGAAUGGCCCCGGGAGGCCAGAGCCUGGCCCCCCAGCCGGAGCUGGCGGGGGUUCAGGGCCUGAUGAGGCGGAUGAGCAGGGUCCCCCACAGCCAGGCCCCGCAGCGGGGCGGGGAGGCCGGCGCCAGCCCCUCGCUGCAGGCCGCCGCCGCCGCCGUGCCGCAUUCCGACUCGGACUUCGUCCUGGGGGUGCCCCCGCAGAGCAGCCUGGCCUACGCGGGCGCCCUGCCGCCGGCCCCGGGCGCCGACGCGGCCAAGGCCGGGUACCUGGAGCGGGGAGAGUACGCGCCGUGGCAGCACGAGGCCCCCGUGCCGCCGCCGCCGCCGCAGGCUUAUCAGCAGGGAGCGCUGAGGCUGUACGCUCAGGGGCGCCGGGCGCCGGAGGCCCUGCCGUUCGGCCGGCCCCCCGGGGGCGCGGGCGCCGUCCGGGACGGGGCGGGCGGCCCCUCCCUGGCGGCGGGACGCUACUUCGCGCCGCUGUGGGACGAGCCCAGCGGCGAGGGCUACUCCUCGCAGCCCGGAGAACACCCCCACUUCCACCCAGGCCGCCAUCAGCACAGCCAUCAGCAGCUCCACCCCCCCCUCCCCCACGCCCGGGCCUACGGCGCCGAGCCCCACCCGUGCUGCGCGCCGCCCGGCUUCAGCCUGUGCCACGCGGCGGCGCUCAGCAGCAGCCUGCAGUCUCUGGAGUGCCUCAUCAACGACAUCCACCCCCCCUGCAUCAAAGAGCGCAUGCUGGGCCGCGGAUACCAAGCCAUGGGGAUGCCUCAGCAGCCCGAGCACCAGCAGCCUACCCACAUCCAGCUCCCCGUCUACAGAUAA
Messenger RNA from Menidia menidia (Atlantic silverside), 1623 nucleotides. Lineage: Eukaryota; Metazoa; Chordata; Actinopteri; Atheriniformes; Atherinopsidae. The record is from the annotation of a GenBank genome assembly.